AUGGCAUAUGGCACAGCAGCUGAUGCAGUUGACGAAUAUCUCCGACUUGGUGCUAGUACGGCCUUGUUAUGUUUGGAAAAUUUCACUGAGGGAAUAAUAUCUUUGUUCGGAGAUGAGUAUCUAAGAAGACCCACACCUGAUGAUCUCCAACGCUUAUUGGACCUUGGCGAAGAACGGGGCUUCCCCGGGAUGAUAGGAAGCAUUGAUUGCAUGCAUUGGGAAUGGAAGAAUUGCCCAACAGCUUGGAAAGGACAAUAUACACGCGGAUCAGGAAAGCCGACUAUCGUUUUAGAGGCUGUAGCAUCACAAGAUCUUUGGAUAUGGCAUGCAUUUUUUGGAUCUCCAGGUACAUUAAAUGAUAUUAACGUUCUUGAUCGUUCUCCCGUUUUUGAUGACAUAUUGCAUGGUGAAGCCCCAAAAGUGAGAUAUUGGGUUAACGGUAACGAGUACUGUUUGCCAUACUAUCUAACCGACGGUAUUUAUCCGAAGUGGGCUACUUUUAUACAAUCAAUUAAUCUUCCUGAUAACACCGUAUUUUGA
This is a messenger RNA of Eutrema salsugineum, 540 nucleotides long. RefSeq lists its product as uncharacterized. The transcript has a single exon. Lineage: Eukaryota; Viridiplantae; Streptophyta; Magnoliopsida; Brassicales; Brassicaceae. The record is from RefSeq and is a predicted model, not a curated record. The coding region runs from base 1 to 540 and encodes 179 amino acids.